Messenger RNA from Zingiber officinale, 308 nucleotides. Its product is annotated as cytochrome b561 and DOMON domain-containing protein At4g12980-like. Lineage: Eukaryota; Viridiplantae; Streptophyta; Magnoliopsida; Zingiberales; Zingiberaceae. The transcript has 2 exons. The coding region runs from base 1 to 267 and encodes 88 amino acids. The record is from RefSeq and is a predicted model, not a curated record.
AUGGUUUACCUCCAUGUUUCUUGCCAAAUCCUUGGCUAUGACAUUGGUGUUAGUGGCUGGACUACUGGUCUUGCCCUUGGGAACAAAUCCAAGGGUAUUGUGCACACCACUCACAGGAACAUUGGCAUCACCCUCUUCACUCUUUGCACUUUACAAGUCGACAAUCAUGAAUUCUGGUUCAUGGGGUUUCUGAACUACGACAUUGCUGUGCACCAUAUGUACGAAGCUUUGUGCUAUUUGCAAAAGGAAGCAUCGCCGCAACGAUAGAUCUAGAUGUUUCAACUGUGUAACUUUGGUACUCGGCAAUA